AUGAUGGCAGAGUCAUCAAAAAGGAACAAAGCCUCCUCACAGGGGCUUCUCAGCAACCAUCGGUAUUUGUGUAAAAAAGCCAUGCUGCUCUGUGCCAUGGAGAGUGCAAGAGACAGGAAGAGACAUCGAGAGGAGAGGACCACUGCCAACAUGAAGAUAAGACCAGACAUCCACCAGGGAUCACUUGAUGCAAAUCAACUGAUCAAGAAAUCUAAAAUGAGUGCUCCAGACCAGGAAAAUCGAAGCACUUUGAACUCUGAAAGCACUGAUUUAUCCAAACUUACGUCAGUGCCUAAAACAGCUGACCACCAAUCUGUGAUCAUGGCCCUUGCAGACCGCUGGGAGGUGGACAGUGGCUUCUCCUCUGAAGCCAGUCUUCCACCCAGUGGUCGAAGUUCGCCGUGCCUCAGCUCUUGCCCGACGACAGUGGUGGCGUUGGACUGUGAGAUGGUGGGAACGGGGCCUGGCGGACGGUGCAGCGAGCUGGCCCGUUGCAGCAUCCUGGACUAUCAUGGCAACGUGCUGUAUGAUAAAUAUGUGAAGCCAUGUCAGCCUGUCACAGACUACAGGACUCGCUGGAGUGGCAUCCAAAGGCGGCAUCUCCACAACGCCACACCCUUCACUCAAGCCAGAGAGGAGAUCCUCAGCAUACUUGAGGGCAAAGUGGUCGUGGGCCACUCCAUCUACAAUGACUUUGAGGUGCUGGACAUGCUCCAUCCGUGUCACAUGGUCAGGGACACGAGUACGACGCGUCUCCUCAGCCGGUUAGCCGGUUUUCCCAGUAAAUGCUACCCCUCCCUCAAAACGCUGGCAAAUAAGCUGCUGAACAGGACGAUACAGGUUGGGAAGCGAGGUCACUGUUCCGUGGAGGACGCUCAAGCUGCGCUCGACCUAUACAAGCUGGUGGAGGGCGAGUGGGAGCAGGAGGUGCAGAACAAGCUGAGAGAUGACGACGCGCCGCUCGAGCCAAGCUUCGCCUCAUCAAAGCACUACAUGCAGGACGAGUACUGGCCAGAUGAUGUCAUUGCUGAUAGCCAAUGAAAGAAUAGUAAUUGUGGCACAUUCAGUGGGAAAUACCUCAAGUUCUCAAGUUCUUUUUUGCAUGGUGACGUACAUACAGAGUCAUCAGAGCAGGUUCAGAAAGCCUAAUGUAGUGAGUUCAUGAAAGUCCAAUCUGGAGGAAAAGGCGUGUUUAACAAGUUUGGAGAGAAAUAACUUUAAAAUGUGUAAUAAACACUUUCUAACUUAUUGCUUUAAGCAUGUUCAGAGUUCCUAACAGCUUUCCUCUUUUGGGGGGGGUUUGUGGGCAGUAAUGUUUGAACAAAUGAGUCGUUCCAGACUUGAGUAUAUUUAUAAACUUUGAGUUUUUGCUCUUACAUUUGAUGAUUGAAUAAGGUGUGAUGUACAGUUUGCAGUUCUCUAACAAGUAUCUGGUCUUACUUGAACAGUUAAACUUUUAAUUGCAAAAGAUCAUAAGACAUAAAUGCAGCUAAUUUUGAAAAUACAAGACGAGUGACAGCUUUUAAAAUGUUUAUCACUGCCUUAAAGACGAAACCAUUUAAAAAUGCUCAAAUAUUGGUAUCCACUGAUGAUGUCAGGGUUAGUUGUGACAGUAUUUCAUCACCUCUCAUUGUAAGCUGCUCCUAAAUGUCCUAAUAAAAUUGCAUUGUGUUAAAAUUU
This is a messenger RNA of Archocentrus centrarchus (flier cichlid), 1680 nucleotides long. It is a transcript of the gene isg20, whose product is annotated as interferon stimulated exonuclease gene. The transcript is spliced from 3 exons. The record is from RefSeq and is a predicted model, not a curated record. The coding region runs from base 1 to 1041 and encodes 346 amino acids. NCBI's taxonomy places the organism in Eukaryota, Metazoa, Chordata, Actinopteri, Cichliformes, Cichlidae. Gene Ontology annotation, cellular component: nucleus. Gene Ontology annotation, molecular function: 3'-5'-RNA exonuclease activity; nucleic acid binding.